Messenger RNA from Coffea arabica (coffee), 1332 nucleotides. NCBI's taxonomy places the organism in Eukaryota, Viridiplantae, Streptophyta, Magnoliopsida, Gentianales, Rubiaceae. The record is from RefSeq and is a predicted model, not a curated record.
UGACUUUCUAUUUGGUGGAAGAGAUGGUCACCGUUAUUUGCUCAUUUCUUUAGCUCUGUUCUUUCUUUCCAGCUGCAUUACUUUCUCAUAACUCCUUUUUGCUAUCUUCUUAAUCUACUUGCUUUCAGUCCCACAACUCCCUGCACUUUAUUGCUUUUGCCUAUUAUAUUAUUGAUAAUGAUACCAGCUGAAGUUUUUUCCUCUUUCCCCUUGUAUAAAAAAAUUGCUGACCAUCGUCGUGCUUGCUACUGGAGGUUGGCAAAUGUGGUGUUUUUGCAGGGCAUCAAAAUUGGAGACGAUGUACCUUCCAUUUCUCACCUCCCAGUUGCUGAUCAUGAUACUGUCUGUCUGCUAUUUGCAAAGGCCUCAAAAGAGGAGGCUCAAGCUAUUCUAUCAAUUCUUGACAUUCAAGGAGCAGCUUCAGGUCAAGGAGUGAACCAGUUGAGGUGCGGCAAAGUAUACUGGAUUUGGAGUAAGGUGAGCGGGUGGAAGGAACAACAAUUAUCGGCUCCUGGUACAGCUACAGGAUUCAGUUCGGAUUGGAGACGUCUCUGGGACUUGGAACAUGCCAAAUACCGAAAUGCUGCAGUGAAAUGCUGUCUUGCUGAAAACCGUAGAUGGGAUGGAGAUUUCAAUAUGCUGUAGUGACGUUGACAAUUGAUAAACUCAUGUAUGGGUGUUAAAAAAAAAAAAAAUUCGUUCAAUUUAUGCUCAUUGUCAACUUCUAACUUGAGCAGAUCUGCCGUCAUCAGAGUGAUGUCAAAUGGUUUUAUGUGGCAACCCAGAGAUGAUAAAGAUUCGAUGCAGACCCAGAAAAAUGGUCCCAAAUUAUGCUGGUUUACGUCAAACUUCGAAUAAUUAAAAGAUCUUGAAACAAUGUCGACAUUUUCUCCAACUGUUCCAAAAUGUCGACAUUUUCUCUAGUUGCUCCAAACAGAGACAGAACUGGCACAUUCAAAUUCAACGAUACUUACCAAAGUGAGUGCGACUGGGGACAGAUGAGAUGCAGCUCACCGGGCAAGCCUUUUAUUUUUGAUAUGAAAUAGAAGCAAAGGAUUUACUCAUCAAUUUUGUUUGCUUUUGUUGAAAAGUUCAAUGAACGUAGCAAGUGGCAACUCGCACAAGUUGCAAUAUUUUGUUUGCAUGGACAUGGAAUCGAAUCAUAGCGCAUGAUAGAAGAAGACACCUGGGAUUCCAGCUCCAUGGCUGGUAAUUCUGCUGUCAUAUUUUUGCAAGUGUAUGCAUGAAGGUUCUUAGAUAGUACUGUCAUGGCAAUUGUGUCAUGAUGAAUUUUCUUGUAAUUUGUCGCCAUUUCAUUUCAGAAACGGUGCU